AUGUACAAAUGCGUGAGAUCGAGCUCCUCCCUCGUUGGGAAAACUCAAAAUGUGGAAAAAGCACUUACCGGUUUCGAGCAUGGAAUGACUCGGGAGCUCUACCGCUCGGAUCCGAAGCUCUAUAAAUACAGAAUUCUACAGAAAUCCGCUCCCGAUUUAAUAAAGCUUCAACUCGCUCCAGAAACAAGACUGCUCUCCCGUCCUGAUCAGCUAAAGAAAGGAAUUUACAAACCAAGUCAACCAGCUUUCUAUAACUUCGACUCCUUCGAAAAUUACGAUAUCACAGAUUUAGUCAAGCCUAAUGUGGAGACUGAUUAUGGAAGAUCCGGAAGAAUCGACGCUCCCAGAUCGAAACAUGCGACCAAAAGAUGGGUUAAAGAAAAUGCGGACUUUCAAGUUUGGUUGAAAGAGCAAGAGGGCGCGGAAUUUAUAAGGAAGACGCCGAUGUCGAUGCUCAAUAAUUAUGAAGGAUUCGGCGUUGGCUCAAAUGGAAUCCUCGCCCCCGAUAAAUGCACAGAGCACGAGCUUGUUUUCCUGCAACGAAGUGGUCACCACAGUCGCAUAUAUACCGGCGUUCGUCAUGAAAGUUGGUACAAUCGCUGGAAGGUCGCGCCCCUCGCUGGAGGAAGCAAGCGCUGGAAUCAAAAAUUGAAGCUCUUCAAUAAUAUCGGCCUAGCAAGCGUUGCUACAGCUGCAUCUCUCAAUCUAAUGCCUCUUUUUGGCUUGACAAAACUGGCGAUGGGAACUCCUGCUUCAUUAUCCGCAGUUUUAUCGAUGGAUCCAGUGGUCUUUUGCUCCUUAUGGCUAGCUUCGCACUUAAUUACUGGAGCCCUUUAUUAUUUUCAAUAUAUAACGCCCCUGGUGAAAAAUAUUUAUUGGGAGCCAGAUACAAGAUGCGUUAUUGUUGAAUUGAUGAACUUCAUGUCGAAAUGGAACCUAGAAAAGCGCUUCGUAAACAAAGGCCAUUUUCCAACAGUAAUCAAAAUACCUCAGAAAUAUCUGAGCAGGGAAAUGUACGAUGUCAAAGAAUCUGGCAAUUCGAUUCUAUUUGACUUUGCAAAACAAGAAGCCUCUGGAUCGCCAGACGGAUCUCUACCUCAUAACACGGAGCAAUUCAUUCAAGACGUCGAUGGUAUCUAUUUCGAAUCAAGCAGACACGGAAGAUGCUUGGUUUUGAAGUCGAUGCCGCUAGUCAGUGGAACUGAAGAAUAUUUAGAGAAAUUGCCUCCCUUUAAUUUAUUACUUGAUCAUUUAAAUCGGCGAGUUACAAAUGCCAAUCCCGAACUCACGCCUGAAGUUGAUUUAUCUGAUGAAACGACAGCAGAGUUCUACGACAACGAAAAUUUCAAAUUCGGCCCGGAGCGAUGGGAGUUUGAAAGAAGAACGCUGGAAUAUCAAAACAGUUGA
Messenger RNA from Oikopleura dioica, 1407 nucleotides. Lineage: Eukaryota; Metazoa; Chordata; Appendicularia; Copelata; Oikopleuridae. The record is from the annotation of a GenBank genome assembly.